UUUUCUUCUCCCACACUUGGAAGCCAAUUAAAACCGAUACAGGUUACUUUAAUUAAACAGCAAAUCAAACACCCUACAUGAGUUGUUUGGAGGGGAAGAAAAGGCUGGCUGUUUUGGUUGGGUGCAACUACGCUAACACCCCACAUGAAUUGUUUGGAUGCAUCAACGAUGUAUUGGCCAUGCGAGAUGUGCUUGUUGAGAGGUUCGGGUUCGAUCAAGGGCAUAUAGAGCUCCUUACUGAUGCAGCUGGUUCGUUAGUCAUUCCCACGGGUGCUAACAUUAAGAAGGCAUUGGAUCGGAUGGUCAAUCAAGCUGAAUCGGGAGAUGUUCUGUUCUUUCACUAUAGUGGACAUGGAACAAGGAUCCCAUCAACCAGACCAGGCCAUCCCUUUAGGAAGGAUGAAGCAAUCGUACCUUCUGAUUUCAAUCUCAUCACAGAUGUGGACUUUCGGCAUAUAGUAAAUCGCCUGGCAAAGGAAGCUAGCUUCACGAUUCUUUCAGAUUCGUGCCAUAGCGGAGGCCUGAUUCACAACGAGAGAGAGCAAAUUGGAUCUUCUUCCGUCGCUAAUAACACCAUAUUGCAAUAUUCCUGUAACCCCAAGACAAUCCCUUUUGAAUCCAUUCUACAGCACUUUGCAUCAGUAACAGGCAUAAACACAUCUGAUAUUGGCACCCACUUGCUGGAAUCCUUUGGAGCCGAUGCAAGUCUUAAGUUUAGUUCACAUCCAGUUGAGCUGAAUUUGUUUGAGUUGGGGAAACAGGAUGAAGGGAUUCUUCUUAGCGGAUGCCAAGAAAAUGAGAAUUCUGCAGAUAUGAACCCAAUGAUGACUGGAGGAAAGGUGUAUGGAGCAUUCAGUAAUGCGGUCCAGACAGUUUUGAAGGAUCAUAUGGGCCCGUUAAGCAAUAGACAAGUUGUGGUUAUGAGCAGGAAGGUUUUACAGGCUGCAGGCUUUGUUCAACACCCUUGCCUCUACUGCAGCGAAGACAAUGCUGAUACUCCUUUCUUGUGGCAACCUCAAACUUCAGGUUCAUGAGUCAUUGAAUGAAUCUGCAUGAUUUCUUUGAUAUAGUACCAAUGGGACUAUAUAGAUCAUCAUUCUUUGGUAUUGCAAUAUUAAUGAAGAGGGGAAGAAGAAAAUUCUUGUACAAAUAAUUUUCUCCGGAUUCAUAUGCUAUUCUUCAAGAACAAUUGGAAUUAUAAAGAGGAAAAGUACUAGUGAAAGUUGAUUCCUGUGUAAUUAGAAACUUAUUAC
Messenger RNA from Carya illinoinensis, 1253 nucleotides. RefSeq names its product metacaspase-9. Bases 78 to 1034 code for a protein of 318 amino acids. Gene Ontology annotation, molecular function: cysteine-type endopeptidase activity. The record is from RefSeq and is a predicted model, not a curated record. Gene Ontology annotation, biological process: proteolysis. NCBI's taxonomy places the organism in Eukaryota, Viridiplantae, Streptophyta, Magnoliopsida, Fagales, Juglandaceae. The transcript has 2 exons.